Messenger RNA from Fusarium venenatum, 684 nucleotides. RefSeq lists its product as uncharacterized. The record is from RefSeq and is a predicted model, not a curated record. Lineage: Eukaryota; Fungi; Ascomycota; Sordariomycetes; Hypocreales; Nectriaceae.
AUGGCACCCACACCGACUCCCGCACCCGUAUCGUCUUCCCCCAAAGAAUCAGACACGCUUUACUGGGUGUCUACCGGUCUGGGCCUCCUUCUGGCUGUUACCCUAGUCAUCAUCCUUGGAAUGUCCCUCCGUAUUCGUGAUUACAUCGUCGAAAAACAGGAACAAGACAAGAGGCUCAUGAAAUUCCAAGACGCACUUAGAGACAGUGAGUCUGACAGAAAGGGACUCCAGCGAGAGGCAGAUCUGCUGUCCGGAGAGCUGGCGAACUGGCGAACACUGCAUGCCGAGUGCUGGGAUGAAAUGACUGUCACCGCUGCAUAUUGCCGAGAGCAUCACAGCCGUAAUCUCUCAGACCAAUCAGACAAGAGGUCUGAUUUCUCCUUCCAAGCUGAAGGUCCAGAUGAUGGUGGACCUGAGAGUCGAGCCGGUUGGGUCAGGAUGGGACAAGUCAAGCGUGGAAAGCCGAGCCUAACGCCAUUUUCUAACGGAGACGCGGCUCAUUAUGUUGUUAAUGGGCGUCGGCAAGUUCCUCAGCAGAUUCAGUUUGGGUCCAUGUCCACGAUUGAUCUUGAUCCCGAUGAUGAACAGGUAGAUAACCUGGACGACGGUCAAGCACGCUGGGACCCCAACAGGGAUCCAGAUGCCCCAAAUGAUGCUCAUGCUGGACAUGGGCGACGGGAAUGA